CCGCUUCCGUGGCGGUCAUGCUGCGCUGCUGCCGGGCGGCCGCGGCCAUCGCUGCCGGCCGCUCCCGGAGCUCCCUGCGCUGCCGCCGCGGCCUCGCCAUGGCCAAGAGCAAGUUCGAGUACGUGCGGGACUUCGAGGCGGACGACACGGUCCUGCCCAACUGCUGGAUCGUGGUGCGGCUGGAUGGCCGCAACUUCCACAGGUUUUCUGAACAGCAUGAAUUCAAAAAGCCAAAUGAUGACCGUGCUCUGCAGCUGAUGACCAAGUGUGCCCAGACAGUGAUGCAAGAACUGGAGGAUAUUGCUAUUGCUUAUGGACAGAGUGAUGAAUAUAGUUUUGUUUUCAAAAAGAAGAGCAGGUGGUUUAAAAGAAGAGCAAGUAAGUUCAUGACUCAUGUGGUCUCCCAGUUUUCCUCAAGUUACGUCUUCUAUUGGAAGGAUUACUUUAAGGACCAGCAGCUUCUGUACCCACCAGGAUUUGAUGGACGAAUUGUGUUGUAUCCCAGCAACCAGAAUUUGAAGGACUACCUCAGCUGGAGGCAAGCAGAUUGCCAUAUUAAUAACCUUUAUAAUACAGUGUUCUGGAUGCUUGUACAGCGAAGUGGUUUGACUCCGGUGCAAGCACAGGAGAGGCUCCAGGGAACUUUGGCUGGAGAUAAGAAUGAAAUCUUAUUUUCUGAAUUCAACAUCAACUACAACAAUGAACCUUUGAUAUAUAGAAAAGGAACUGUUCUAAUAUGGCAGAAGAUUAAUGAAGUCAUCACUAAGAAAAUAAAACUGCCAAAGGAAGAGGAAGAAAAAGAAGUGGAAGUGACCCGGACUAGGACUAAAGUUGUUCCCUUGCACUGUGACAUCAUUGGGGACCAGUUCUGGGAGGAAUAUCCCGAGAUUCUGGCUGAGGAUAGUUGAUAUCUCUGAUGAGCAUAACUGGUAGUUUACAUUUUGCUCUGCUUGGGUUGUUGGCAAGUGAGGAAUACGAGUGGUGGCAGAGUUUGACAUGUAACCCUCCUCAGCAACUACAUUGGGUUUAGCACUGUUGCUGCCUGAAAAGAUGACACUGGUGCUGUCUGACAUAUGAGGAUAUGCCCAUAUGGAAAGCUAAAAUCAUACUAUAUUUUGAAUAUUAAGAACUCAUCAUGAAUUAAGACUGUUCCUGUCUUGUACAUGUGUAUUUCUAAAAAAAAAAAAGUAUGUAGAAAUGUCCUGUAUUUCUAUAGGAUUAAAACAAUAAGGUAUUUUAUUGAGCUGCUGAACUAUAAAAAAGCCUGCAUAUUUGAACAGAAAAUCAUUAUUUUGAUUUUUGUUUUUACCUGAGAUGGACCAGAAUACUUCAAUUGGGAUUUAGUAUUAAAUUUCAAGGCUGGUGUGUUUAGUCAGAUGAGAGACAAACUAUUCAACUGUCUGAUGUCUGAUUUUUACUGAAAUGCAGUGGAGUAGCCCAGCAGUUUUCUGUGGUUAAUUUUAAAGUAUUUGUCAAAUGUACAGGAUUUUUAUACUUUUAAAAAAUAUAAAUAAUAGUACCUUCCCUGUUGUGCUGUAUUAUGUGGCCUUUCUCAUUCUUGGGACUUGUAAGUGGUGACAGUUCCAAGCAGCAAAGUUAAUAAUAAAAAUACUGUGCAGGCUGGAAUUCUGUUAGGACAUGGAAAGACAUCUUUCCUCAUAUUCCCUGGACUGGGAAUUCACCUGUCUCCUAUUGUGCAUAGAACAGCAUAUUUAAAAAAAAAAUACAGCACAACAUAGAACAUUCCAGGUGCCUGCAAAGAGGGAGCCAACAAUUUGUGCUGCUGUUUUUUGAUCUCCCUGGGAAUGACACAGAGAGAGCAAUGCUGCCAAUCCACGUUUGUUAGAAGGAAGGGUGGAGUGUGUGUUCCCUGCACAGUUCUGUUCUGGUUUAACUAUCACUUAAGACCCUUUGUCAAAAUCGACCUCUCAGAGCAGAAAUAUUUCUUCUCAUGGAUAGGGGCUUGUCCCAGUGUAAUUGGAAUUUGAAGGAAAUAACCUAUUUCAGUGUAGAAAUACAGCUAUAAUUAUAGGUGUUUAUAUGGCUGUUACUGCUUCUAACCAAGCUGGUCAGAAACAUCUCAGAACAGUGACUUGAACUUGGCCAGUUGUUGUUAAUGAAGAGAUGAUCUCUGCCCUGUGUAUUCUUUUAUGCAUUAAACUUCAAAUUCCAUUGCAA
Molecule: messenger RNA, 2178 nt
Organism: Parus major (Great Tit)
Lineage: Eukaryota; Metazoa; Chordata; Aves; Passeriformes; Paridae
Gene: THG1L
Product: tRNA-histidine guanylyltransferase 1 like
Exons: 6
Coding region: 18-908 (296 amino acids)
Biological process (GO): tRNA modification
Molecular function (GO): magnesium ion binding; tRNA guanylyltransferase activity
Source: RefSeq, a predicted model, not a curated record